Molecule: messenger RNA, 4402 nt
Organism: Dreissena polymorpha
Lineage: Eukaryota; Metazoa; Mollusca; Bivalvia; Myida; Dreissenidae
Exons: 7
Coding region: 150-1277 (375 amino acids)
Biological process (GO): protein refolding; response to heat
Molecular function (GO): protein folding chaperone
Source: RefSeq, a predicted model, not a curated record
ACAAUGGUUUCAGCAGUAUAUAUGUACGCGUAAGAAAUAAUCCAAUAGAUUUCAAUCGCGUUAUAAAUAGAUUUCCUCGUGUAUUCUCGCAACACGAGUUGCCUCCUCAUUUUAUCACGCGUGUACUCCAAAUAACAUACAGAAACAAUAUGGACGAGCAAAAACCAGUGAAAUGCCUGUCGGAGUUGGAUGACUUCACGGCCACCCGGAACAUGGACGACUACGCCGACCGACUGUGGCAACAGCGGGUGAAGACGGAGCGCGAGUCGGCGGAGAGCGAUGACGACACCGGAAGUUACUCACCCACCCGCGAGAACUUCUACUACGAUAGCUACUACACUGGGGAACACGACACCUUUCGGGAACAGUUCUCGGAUUACCCAUUGAAACGCUCGUCAGACGACAUUCUGAACUCGCCGACUGCCAGCACACCGGGCGUUGCCAUACCAACAAAGAGGUCACGUGGUCGACCGUACAAAGAGGCGUCCGUGAAGAUCACAUGCCUCAAGCCAGACGACAGACACACCAACACACUUUCAGUGGAUUUUAUCAAACUUCAAGAGGAAGAAUUAGGCAUCCCCAAGAAUGAGCUUGUCGGGGGAUUACGGACGUCGUCCAAGCUUCCGCUAACGUGGUCGGCAGAAGAGUUACGGCGCUACAUCCGGUCGUUGUUCCCAAGGGUACGCACAUUCACAUACAUGAAAUGCACCCAGGGUAAGACGCUGGAUCCACUUCCGGACGACCUGAAGCCGUCAGACCUACGUAACCUCCUCGGCAGAUCCGGCCUCUACAUAUUACCGACGGGGAAUCUUCUACCAAAGGGUACAACCGAACCCACCAGCACAGUCGAUCCUCAAGAAAGCGUGACUUCAUCGGCAGCGAGCGGUCCCAACACGAGCACCGGAAGUGGCUCCGACCAAAGCGCCGCCUCUCCAGGGAAGCAAUACUGGAUCACAGUGAAAGUGGAUGGGGAGCACGUUGUCAACGACGACGAGGAGUUCCGAAUCACGCUGGACGUUUCGAGCUUCAGUCCCGACGAGAUCACGUUGAAGACCAAAAAUAGCCGCGUGGUGGUGCACGCAAAGCACGGGGAACGCAUGGACGCGUAUGGAAUCAUCGAGCGAGAAUUCAAGCGGCAGUAUAUCUUGCCGACUGAUGUUGACCCAAAUGAAGUGACGUCUUCUCUCUCUGCCAAUGGUAUUUUGACCCUCAAAGCUCCAAAAAUCCGCAAAGAUAAUAGCAAGGAAAGAAUAAUUCCCAUCCGCUUCUCCGUUUGAGACUCACGAAAGUCCAAGGGUAAUGACGUCACUGGAAGAGCUUGCGAUACUACCCGUCGAUGACUUCUAUUAUGAUGAGUGGCAUGACGUUACGUUACAGUUGUUUCAGAUGUUGACUCUCUGAUGCCGGCAUGAUAUAGGGCGGAUAUAAUAGAGUCAUGUUCUGAGAAAACUGGGCUUAAUGCAUGUGCGUAAAGUGUCGUCCCAGAUUAGCCUGUGCAGUCCACACAGGCUUAUCAGGGACGACACUUUCCGCCUAAACAAGAUUUUCGGUAAGAAGGGACUUCCUUUAAACGAAAAAUACCAUAAAAGCGGAAAGUGUCGUCCCUGAUUAGCCUGUGCGGACUGCACAGGCUAAUCUGGGGCGACACUUUACGCACAGGCAUUAUGCCCAGUCAUCUAAGAACGCGACUCAAUACUUCUAUCAGUGAUUUGAUAGACCGUCCUCACCGGCCUUACUGCAUCGACUUACUGUUGUUGAUAUUCAUACGUGAAAUAAUCCAUCGAUUACUGUCCUAGACGUCGUGUAAUUAAGUAACUCAGAUUUACCUUUUUGUCAGGACUAAAUAACUUCGAUAACUCAUUAAUAAUGUUAUUUUUUGUUAGCUCACCUGUCACGAAGUCACAUGGUGAGCUUAUGUGACCCUAUGUCCGGCGUCCGUAUGGGCGAGCGUGCGUGCGUGUGUGUGUCCGUCAACAAUUUGUUUGUGUAGACAGUAGAGGUCACAGUUUUCAUCCAAUCUUUAUGAAAUUUGGUCAGAAUGUUAACUUGAUGAAAUCUGGGUUGGGAUUGUAUUUGGGUCAUCUGGGGUCAAAAACUAGGUCACUAUGUCACAUAAUAGGUCAAAUAAUAGAAAAACCUUGUGUAGACAAUAGAGGUCGCUGUUUUCAUCCAAUCUUUAUGAAAUUUUGUCAAGAUGUUUAUCUUGAUGAAAUCUGUGUUUGGAUUUUAUUUGGGUUAUCUGGGAUCAAAAACUAGGUCACUAGGUCAAAAACUAGGUCAAAUAAUAGAAAAACCAUGUGUAGACAAUAGAGGUCGCAGUUUUCAUACAAUCUUUAUGAAAUUUGGUCAGAAUGUUAAUCUUGAUGAAAUUUGGCUUGGGAAUGUAUUUGGGUCAUAUGGGGUCAAAAACUAGGUCACUAGGUCAAAACCAGGUCAAAUAAUAGAAAACCUUGUGUAGACAAUAGAGGUCGCAGUUUUCAUCCAGUCUUUAUGAAAUUUGGUCAGAAUGUUUAUCUUGAUGAAAUCUGGGUUGGGAUUGUAUUUGGGUCAUCUGAGGUCAAAAACGAGGUCACUAGGUCAAAGAAUAGAAAAACGGUCAACAAUUUGUUUGUGUAGACAGAAGGGGUCACAGUUUUCAUCCAAUCUUUAUGAAAUUUGGUCAGAAUGUUUAUCUUGAUAAAAUCUGGGUUGGGAUUGUAUUUGGGUCAUCUGGGGUCCAAAACUAGGUCACUAGGUCAAAAACUAGGUCACAAGGUGAAAUAAUAUAAAAACCUUGUAUAUACAAUAGAGGUCGCACUAUUACAAAGUCAGCCGUGGGAAAAUCUAUUUUAAAACGGAUUGACCUACUGGCAAUCCUUAAUAAGAAAUUUCGGCCAAUCAGCGCCAUCGUUAUAUAAGCGCAUCAACCAAUUAAAACGCCGCUUUUUAACCGCGUUAGGCCUACUCACUGUAUAGCACUGCGUCUUUUUAACGCUUCAUAUAAAGGUUAUAUAUUUUUAAACCAAUAGAUUUUUAUUAAGGCACCGCACCAACACUGCAAAGUUUUAUAUUUAUACCAAUGGUACAGCCCAGUAAAAUCGGGCUGUCCAUUUUAUGGCCGUUUUCGGCUUUUUAUGCAGAGUUCUAUGUUAAGCAGUGUGCUCGGGCAAUGGUUUUUAACCGAAGUCCCGAGGGUAAAUAACCCCAAUAGUCAGUAGAGGUCGCAGUUUUCCUCCAAUCUUUAUGAAAUUUGGUCAGAAUGUUUAUCUUGAUAAAAUCUGGGUUGGGAUUGUAUUUGGGUCAUCUUGGGUCAAAAACUAGGUCACUAGGUCAAAUAUUAGAAAAACUUGUGUAGACAAUAGAGGUCACAGUUUUCAUCCAAUCGUCAUGAAAUAUGGUCAGAAUGUUUGUCUUGAUGAAAUAUGGAUUGGGAAUUUUUUUUUUUGUCAUCUGGGAUCAAAAACUAGGUCACUAGGUCAAAUAAUAGAAAAACCUUGUGUAGACAAUAGAGGUCACAGUUUUCAUCAGGUCUUUAUACAAUUUGAUCAGAAUGUUUAUCUUGAUGAAAUCUGUGUUGGGAUUGUAUUUGGGUCACCUUGGGUCAAAAACUAGGUCAAAAGGGUCAAAUAUUAGAAAAACAUUGUGUAGACAAUAGAGGUCACAGUUUUCAUCCAAUCUUUAUGCAAUUUGGUCAGAAUGUUUAUCUUGAUGAAAACUGGGAUGGGAUUGUAUUUGGUGAGUCAGGUGAGCGAUUCAGGGCCAUCAUGGCCCUUUCAGGGCCAUCAUGGCCCUCUUGUUUGUUUUAAGAUUGCGAUAGUUUAGUACCGGAAUUUUGCAAAAGGUCUGCUGAAUCAAAUACAACAUUCUGGCACAAUUAUCGGAUGUAAUUUAUUAAAAUCCAUUAAUAAACGGUACAUAACUAACAAUACCUGCAGAUGAAAUGCGCUAAACAAAUCACUCUAAACGUUGUUCAAUGGUACUCUGAAUAUGCUUGCGAUAUAAACUCAUUUAAGUUAUAAUAUAUUUGCGUUUCCUUAACUGUCGGCUUAACACGCUGGCAAUUUAAGAAGAUCUUUAUCAUUAAGAUAUUUGCGAUAUUUUGGAGACAUUUGUGUCAAGUGCGUCUACAGCUGAUAUGAUAAAUACAAGUUCUGUUUUGAAGUGCGGGGACUUUUGAAUUACCGGUCUGCCACAUGUGUGUUAAAGAUUUGUCGAAAUUAAGGUGUUCCUAUUGUUCAAUAUAAAACGUGAUAUAUCGUCAACUGUGUUUUAGCCUUUUUUCUAUAAUGAAUAUAUGUAUACACGUUGAACGUUAAGUACAAACUAGCUGCGAACAAGUCCUUAAAUACGUUUACAUGUAUAUCAAACCAUGGAAGUGAGUGUUGAAAACUUUGCUGUUUUGAAAUAAAAUAUUGCUAGCAAU